AUGGGAUCUUGCCUAAAAAAGCAAGGAAAAAGCAUGAGAAUAUCUCAAGAGCAUUACACUAUUGAAACCUCAAUAAGAAAGCAUGAUUCAGCUCAUGACUCUCUAAGAUAUGUUUUUUUACAAAAAAGUGAACUUUAUAUAGAUAUUCACCUAGAUUUUGAGUUUACCAAAGUUCUUGGCCACGGAAAAUACGGAAACGUGAAUUACGCUAAAAGUAAGGAUCCACUUAUUAAGCAAGAAUUUGCUGUAAAAAGUCUUAUUAAGCCUAUGAUUGAAGAUAAAAUGUAUACAAUUCAUCGAGAACUUGAGAUUCUGCUUUCUGUUGACCAUCCAAAUAUAGUAUCGUUAUUUGCAGAUUUUUGAACUUUACCACCUAAGUGUGGAAUUUUUUCCGCGUGUGAAAAGAGGAUUCCACAUGUGAAAUCAAAAGGCUCCACAGGUGAAAAAACACCUUUUCACACGCGGAAAAAAUUCCACACUUAGGUGGUAAAGUUCAAAAAUCUGCAAAUAACGAUAAAAUUUUUUUACGCGUAUGAAGAUCCAAAGUUCAUUCAUAUAGUAACUGAGUAUUGCUCAGGCGGAGAUUUGCUUUCUAAGCUGUGCCAGGUCGGGAAAUUCUCUGAAGUAGAGACUGCUACUAUAAUCAAAAAAUUACUUGGCGCACUGAACCAUUUGCAUGGGAUGGAUAUUUGCCAUAGGGAUAUAAAGCUUGAUAAUAUACUUCUUGCUUCAGAAGAUUCUGUGUCAAAUAUAAAGCUAAUUGAUUUUGAUUUUGCUAAAAGAAUUGACAAUCUUCACCUUGACAUGAACACAAUUGUAGGAACUUUGCAUUUUAUUGCCCCAGAAGUCUUUGAUAGAGUAUGUGGCACAUCUGCAGAUUUGUGAAGUCUCGGCAUCGUUAUGUAUGUUCUGCUUGUCGGGAAGCCGCCAUAUAGAAUUGACAGUGAAAGUGAAGUCCUUGUGCAAAUAAAAAAUAGAGAACUGGAUUUUAAUGAUGAAGAGUAUCAAAGAAUAAGCCCACUUGCCAAAGAUUUAUUAUCAAAACUACUAGACACUGAUUAUAAUAAAAGAAUUACAGCUAGAGAAGCUCUAAAACACCCAUGGUUUGUUACAGUGAACCAAAAAUCAAAUGACUGUAAUAACGAAAGAAUCUUAAAAAGACUGAGACAAUACCAAGUAAAAGGAAGAUUGAAGAAAGAAAUAAUGAAAAUCAUUGUGAGGAUUCUGGAGCCAGAGGAUAUUCAGAACUUAAAAGAAGUCUUUGAAAAUUUAGACACUGGCCAUAAUGGAUAUAUCACUUAUAAAGACUUAGAAAAAGGCUUAAGCACGAUUGGGGUAACUGAUGCUUCUGAGAUUGAGCGUAUUUUUUAAUUAGAAAUUUGAAGUUGUGCAGAAACAACUAUAAAAGGCAGACUAAGAUACUCUGAUUUUCUUGCAGCAACACUUAAUAGGAAAUCUGCGCUCACAGAAUCUACUCUGUGGGCUGCAUUUAAAUACUUCGACUAUGACAACUCUGGGAAAAUGACCCCAGUAAAUAUAUAUUCUGCACUGAAAAGAGCAGGAGUAGAUAUAACAGAUGAAGAUCUAGAAAUGAUGCUAAAAGAAGAAGGUAUACCUUAAUCCCUUAAUUAUCCUAAUAUUUAUCAAAGAGCCUAAUGCAUAUAGGCAAAAUAAAGUAAAAAUCUAUAUUUUGUUGACUCAAAAUAUUGACUUUUCAGAAUUCAAAAAAAUUGUCCUUCGUAAUCUUUAUAUAGCUGUUGAAAAUUUUAUAAGAAAAACUUCUUUGCAGUCUAAACGAAGUAUUGGGGCUUCUGGUCUUGAAUGGAACGGGUUCAGCUUCAUGUAA
Blepharisma stoltei is the source of this 1846-nucleotide messenger RNA. The record is from the annotation of a GenBank genome assembly. Lineage: Eukaryota; Ciliophora; Heterotrichea; Heterotrichida; Blepharismidae.